Micropterus salmoides (largemouth bass) is the source of this 1473-nucleotide messenger RNA. RefSeq names its product mitochondrial ribosomal protein S11 (gene mrps11). Lineage: Eukaryota; Metazoa; Chordata; Actinopteri; Centrarchiformes; Centrarchidae. Gene Ontology annotation, molecular function: structural constituent of ribosome; small ribosomal subunit rRNA binding; mRNA 5'-UTR binding. Gene Ontology annotation, cellular component: mitochondrial small ribosomal subunit; ribosome. The transcript has 6 exons. Bases 107 to 703 code for a protein of 198 amino acids. The record is from RefSeq and is a predicted model, not a curated record. Gene Ontology annotation, biological process: maturation of SSU-rRNA from tricistronic rRNA transcript (SSU-rRNA, 5.8S rRNA, LSU-rRNA); ribosomal small subunit assembly; translation.
AGACAUUAUUGGUCAGGUCUGGACUUGCAGCACCUUCAAUGUCACGUUUGUUGUGUGUAAAGUAGCUAACUAUCUGACAGCGAGUGUGUAUAUAAACAUAUAAAACAUGUAUAAAUUAAAUUGUAUACUAGUUAGUUCUGUGAGUAACGUUUGUCGACAGCUGGUUGCCUCCCUAAAUGCAAAUGGAAGCUCUCUAUGUGGCAGCAGUGGGCUGCAGCGAGCGUUAUGUACCAGUGCUAUCAGACUUCAGGACACAGCAGCAUCCACCACAGACUCUGGGAAGACCUCCAGAGACUUCAGCCAUUUUCCUCCACUGCUUGGUCAGGACAGUUCACUGAGAUGGGGUGGAAAGAAGUUUGAGGAGCUACCGAUCGCGCACAUUAAAGCCACAUACAACAACACACACAUCCAGCUGACAGACGGCACAGGACAGUCGAUGGUCAGGACGUCCUGCGGAACAGAAGGCUUCAAGAAUAUCAAGAAGUCGACGCCCGUCGCUGCUCAGACUGCUGGCAUCUCCGCAGCUGCGAAAGCCACAGCGAAGGGAGUGACAUUUGUCCGUGUCGUGGUUAAAGGCAUCGGUCCUGGACGUCUGUCUGCGAUCAAAGGCUUGACGAUGGGAGGCCUGGAGGUCGUAUCGAUCACUGACAACACCCCCGUGCCGCACAACGGAUGCCGCCCACGCAAAGCAAGAAGGACCUGAUCUCCGAACCAGAAUGCACUGCAACAGGAGGCGGCUAUGGUGUUGUAAAAUGCUAAUAAAGUGUUUUGUCAUUUAACUUUCCCAACUCUGAGCUGACCUUACAUCAUUAAUUUGUGAAAAUAAUUGCAGAUGGUGUUAUUAAUGAGCAGAGAACAGGUGUCUCUGCAGAGACUGUUGACACACGAAUAAACCCUCAGACUCACUGCAGGCACUUUUGAUGUUCAUUAGUAGACUGUGUGCAGAAACAGACUGAUGGCUCCAUGUCGGAAGAGAAAACAGCACCACUGAGCCCACAGGAGUCAGGGCCACGCAGCACAUGUGUGAACAAAUGCAUGAAGCAAAGUCAACCUUCUUAUAUGAACAAAGUUCUCUUUAUAUUUUACUUUAAGCACAUUAGACAGUCAAACAUCUGUUUAACAUGAUAGAAAGGCGUUAUUGUAAAGCUCUAGAGAAAAAGCUGGCAUUUACAGAUCAGUCCGGUACAGGUGCUUUUAAAAUGGAAACAUUGUGUUUGAGCACUGAAGCAGACAACACUGCCACCUCACUGAUUAGUGAUCAUUACAACAGAUUUUUCCGAACCUCCGGACAUGACAUUUUUGCCAUUCACUGUUUUGAUGAUAUACGUUAGACAUCAUAUUUAGCUAUAACGCUCUCUGUUCCAAGUGCACACCGCAUAUAUUUGGAGUUUUUGGUAAACUUUGAAAUACAAGAAAACUCAUUUUCCAAACACACAGUACCAUAGAAAGUCUGUGGCCACAAAGAGUACGGGA